AUGGCUCUCAAAGUCCUCAAUCCACAGGUGAAAAGCUCCCUGAGUGGGAGCAUGUUUUUGGACCAUGGUUUUCUACAGGAGCAGAAGCCUCCACCUCCACUCCGCAGCUACCUUUGCUUGACUAUUUUCACCUGCUUCUGUCCUGCAUACCCUGUCAACAUUGUGGCCCUGGUCUUCUCUAUCAUGUCUAGGAACAGUUAUUACCAUGGCGACUAUGACGGGUCCAGGCAACUGGGCAAGAACGCUCUUUAUGUCGCUGUCGCCUCGGUUAUAAUCGGCCUACUAAUCAUCGCCAUCUCCUGCAUCGUUCAUUUUACCACAGUAGAUUCCAUAGCACUGUGUAAAGACAUGUUGCCGCAGCUCUCACCAUCUGCCAAUGAAAGGACUCGACUUUACUUCGAUGUGUAA
Messenger RNA from Limanda limanda (common dab), 408 nucleotides. Its product is annotated as transmembrane protein 233. The record is from RefSeq and is a predicted model, not a curated record. Gene Ontology annotation, cellular component: membrane. The transcript is spliced from 3 exons. Bases 1 to 408 code for a protein of 135 amino acids. Lineage: Eukaryota; Metazoa; Chordata; Actinopteri; Pleuronectiformes; Pleuronectidae.